Messenger RNA from Rangifer tarandus platyrhynchus (Svalbard reindeer), 405 nucleotides. NCBI's taxonomy places the organism in Eukaryota, Metazoa, Chordata, Mammalia, Artiodactyla, Cervidae. The record is from the annotation of a GenBank genome assembly.
AUGCUGUCCCUAACCCUCCGCAACCAAUGCAUCGGCAUGUCCUCGUUCCUCCACUUCAGACUGUAUCCAGAAUCGGGCUGCUUCGUACCACCUCCAUCACCGUCAUCUCUCACGGAUUACUAUGACUGUGUUCUGGGGUUCAGACUGUAUCCAGAAUCGGACUGCUACGUACCACCUCCAUUACCGUCAUCUCUCACGGAUUACUAUGACUGUGUUCUGGGGUUCAGACUCUCCAUGAUGCAGAAUCUGCUCGCCAGUACAGGAGUUGCGGGUUUGGUCCCCGGCCCAGGAAGACCUGAGACGCCUCGGAGCAGCAAAGUCCGUGCCGUGCAGCUGCGGACCCUCUGCUCUGCAGCUCUGCAGCUACUGGCACACGCGCCGCCACCACUGACCCAGAUGCCCUAG